Molecule: messenger RNA, 2303 nt
Organism: Anastrepha obliqua
Lineage: Eukaryota; Metazoa; Arthropoda; Insecta; Diptera; Tephritidae
Gene: Exo84
Product: exocyst complex component 8
Exons: 8
Coding region: 103-2148 (681 amino acids)
Biological process (GO): Golgi to plasma membrane transport; exocytosis; intracellular protein localization
Cellular component (GO): exocyst
Source: RefSeq, a predicted model, not a curated record
AACACAGCACAGCUGUUCAUGUUUUUUUGACAGCGCUUUGGGGGAGUGCCGUGGACGUGAAGAAUUUUUUUCCAACAGUAUUAAAUUUUAUAUUCAACCAAAAUGGCUGAGCUAAUGAAGGAUUUUGAUAAACCCGACUUCAGUGUAGACAAAUACACCAAACAACUAGUGAAGGAAUGUGUUGGUGGCGCCGAUUUGCAACAACGCAAGAAGGAAAUUCAAGUUUAUUGCGAUCAGACAUCAGCAACACUUAAAAAAUCUGUAUAUGCCAAUUAUAUGCAAUUCAUCGAAACUGCAAAAGAAAUUUCACAUCUCGAAUCUGAAAUGUACCAGUUGUCCCAUAUACUCAUCGAACAGCGUAAUAUACUCGGCUCACUGACCGACGAAAAAACACCAGGCAAUGCGCAGCAAAGCGAAGAAGGUGAUGAACAGCCUACACAGGAGGAAGUGGAAAAUAGUCAUGCUACACGCGCCGUGAAGGAAAUGGUACAGGGCUUUAAUGGAAAUCUUGAGGGUAAAACAUUUCUAAACGAGGGUGCUCUAAUUGAAUUGGACGCUAAUGAUUAUCGGCCAAUACAACGUGUAUUUUUCUUUCUCUUCAACGAUGUGCUUAUCGUAUGCAAAGUCAAACAUGACAAACGCUUAGAGUUUCUUACUGAGUAUGAUCCCAAGAAGAUUGCUGUAAUUAAUAUUAAAGAUUUAGAUGGCGUGCGCAAUGCAAUAAAUAUAAUAACGCCAGAUGGUUCAAAGAUCUUUCAAAGUGUUACUGCCGCUGGCAAGACGGAGUGGAUAGAAAAAUUGGAAGUUGCCUUUCGCUUUGAUCAACAAAAGAAAACGAACAAAAAGGGACCUGCGCCGCAGCCACCUAAAACCAAACAGUCAUCAGUACAACAGAAGGAUUCACCAAGUGACACUAAAUCGUUGCUCUCCGAACUCAGCCCCACUGAUGCAAACGCUGGAAAAGUUGUAGAAAACUAUGGACCAGAAUGGAUACUGACGGCUAGCGAAGAAAUACAAACACUUAUCGCUCAAAGGCAUUUCGAAGAUGCGCAAACGCUAAUUCAACGUACACAAGAUUAUUUAGCAAAGGACGCAAGUUUUUUAAAUGCAAAAGAAAUCAACGAGAAAGUGAAAACAUUAGAAACACAACUUACUGAUGUGCUGUUACAGGAGCUUUCCAAUUGUCAUUGUCGCAAUUUGCAAGUAACGCUGCGUGCCUCACGGCGUUCGUUGCAGAUACUCGUCGAAAUGGGACGUGCACGACAGGCUUGCGGCACGCUGCUUAAAGUCGCCACAAUGGCUUUACGUACGGCACAACGAGAGGCGCGUCGCAAUAAUGCUGAGAUAUCGGAGUUAUUUUUCUGCGACUUGGCACAGGUGGCAUGUGAAUUUUUAAGUGCCUUCGAGGCUCAACCGGCAUGCGUUAGCGCGCUCGUUGUUUGGUGCAAUGCCGAGCUGCAAUACUUUGCCAGUCAGCUAAUAAAACAUUACCUUACGAAAGGCACACACCUGGACGCUGUAGCAAAGUGCAUUGAAGGCAUACGCAUGCCGUGCGCUAAGCUAACCGAAAUCGGUUUGGACCUGUCCUACCACCUCGAGGGCCUCUUACGCAGCACACUAGAAUCUCUGAUCGAGGAAUCACGUGUACGUUUACUGGAGACCGUUGGACGUAGUGAAGACACCUGGCAACCAUACAAUUUGCAAACCAAAAGCAACCUAAAACGUUUGCUAUUAGAAUUGGAUGCACUUGGUAUCGACAUGCGUGCACAUACCACAGGCGACACUUGGAUUAAUCUCACACAAUCCACAGUGAUGUUUACACGCCAUUAUUUGCAAUUAACGGCGCAAUGUGCCUACUUGGCCAAAAGUGAGGUGCUAUGGCCCAAUUUGGAGAUGUUGUUGCGGGACCUUAUGUUGGCCCAACAAGCCGUGAAGCCAGUAGCGGGAUUGAGUGUGGAUCCGAAUUUCGUGCUUAAGAAUAAACUGUUUCUACUUGAAGAGUUAUUGCCCAUUGCUAUUGAUAAUUUCCAACGCAUAAGCGGCAGUGAACGAAAAUGUGAAAUAUUGCAGGAAUUGCAACGUCAAUUGCGCAAACAGAUGGCGCCUGUGCCCAAGCAACGAAGUGUUUACCAAACUGAUGUAUUCUAAGGGAAGCGAGCGAGUAAGCGGCGCUUUUGAAUCAGUGCGCUGCAUAUAAAUUAUCAAAUGUAUUAUAUUAUAUAAUAUUAGCGUGGGGAAUAAAACAUCCAUUUCUCGGUAGAUGGCUGUAGUGAUCGAGCUCUCGUAAAGUAUCGAUCAAACAA